Molecule: messenger RNA, 2035 nt
Organism: Pomacea canaliculata
Lineage: Eukaryota; Metazoa; Mollusca; Gastropoda; Architaenioglossa; Ampullariidae
Product: sulfotransferase family cytosolic 1B member 1-like
Exons: 8
Coding region: 543-1490 (315 amino acids)
Biological process (GO): sulfation
Cellular component (GO): cytoplasm
Molecular function (GO): sulfotransferase activity
Source: RefSeq, a predicted model, not a curated record
UAGGGGGAGUGGGGUUGAGAGAGGCAGCAAGGAGGUUGCUUGUGGUCUGCAGUCAGACUUUCCUCCCACUGAGCUGGCAGCUUGUCCGUCCAUCCAUCCAGCUAUUUCAGCAGCAGGGAUGAGGCCGGCCAGAAAAGAGGCUUGUCUCAAGGAGGGAUCGCGAGUGCUGGUGUCAGGGGAGUCGGCCUGACAAACAGAAGGUGGCGACAGGAAGCGGUGGCUGCUGGGAAUUGAUGGAGACCUUUGUUGUGGUGCUCUAGCAUGCUUGCUCGCGCUCACCCGGGAUUCCGCCCUUCACCAACACACGCGCAUUUCACGCAGUCCUUAGAAAUCGGAGAUUGGCAAUUAUCGAAAUAAAAAACAAGUCUGGAUUUCCCUUUGGUUUGUUGGGUCCAACCGCUCUCUCGUUCCCCCACCCCACCACCACCCCGACUAGUUAACUAGUUCCACCUCUUGCCAGGCAGCCCCAGUCGAUGGUCUGGACGCCAUCCCGGUGAAGCUACACCCGUCAACAAGUGGGGACUGGAGAGAGAAGUGGGGCCAUGACGCAGGUACGGGUUGCAGAUGGCGCGGGACAGUCGCUGCGGUUCCUGGAAGUCCGAGGAUUCAUGUACCCAGACUUCCCCAUUGAGUCCAUUCGGGGUGUCCCCCAACUAGCCAUACACGCUGAUGACGUCAUUAUUUGUGCGUACCCGAAAUCCGGUACCCAUUGGCUGUGGGAGAUCGCACGACACCUGGUGGCUGUUGGCUGCCAGAGAGACUCAAGUCACGAAGCAAACCAGCCUCGCAGCAGUCUUGACCACCUGCCCGCUUUACCUGUCCGAGAGAAAGACGACGGCAUGCUGGAGAUGAUGGACCACUCACAGCUGGACCAUCACCCGUCGCCGCGCGUGCUCAACACCCACGUCCACUUCCACCAGCUCCCUCGCCAGGUGUUGUCAAGCGGGUGUCGGGUGGUGCUGCUCACCCGGGACCCUCGUGACGUAGCGGUGUCGUACUACAACCACCAUCGCAAGCUGAGCGACUUGUACGACUACCACGGGGACUGGUCGCACUACCUCCCACUCUUUCUCGACGGCAAACUCGAUUAUGGCAGCUGGUUCGAGUAUUAUGCCUCGUGGUACCAAGGCCUGCGUGAAAAUCCUGACCUCAAGGUUUUACAGCUGACCUAUGAGGACAUGAAACAGGAUUCCUGUGGUGGCAUCAAGAAACUGGCCACCUUCCUGGACAUCAACUGCUGUAGCGAGACGCUGCGUCUUAUAGACCACGUCUGUAGUUUCGACAGCAUGCGACAGACCAAAGGUCACAUGGAGGUGGACACGGCCGGCCAGCCGAUCAUGUACCGCAAAGGCAACGUGGGCGACUGGCAGGAAUGGUUCACCGUCAGUCAGGCGGAGACAUUUGCUCGAGUCUAUCGCCAGAACAUCAGUCGCUGGAAUCUCACAGCCUCUCCAGCGGCUCAGUACAUCGCCAGUGUAGACCAUCAGUAAGCACACACAGUAUGGACCAUCAGUAAGAACGCAAAAUGUGGACCAUUAACAGUAUGGACCAUCAGUAAGCACAUGCACACAGUCUGUACCAUCAGUAAUCAUGAACAACAUGGACUGUCAGUAAGAAUAUAAAGUGUGGACCACCAACGUCAGGUUAUCGUCAAAUCACAUAUUUCUGUACAUCGCAGCUCAGGCCACCUUUUGUCACACUUUAUCUUCUCCACUCUUGAUGGAGAGCUCGCAACACUCGCUGACCGAACACGCUAGGAAUUAAGAAUGUCUCAUUAUAUUUUCUUCUCGUCCCAUCACCUUUAAGGAGGGGGGGGACUGUCCCAGUACAGUUUCCCCCCGAUACACGUGGAUAAUGUAUCUGUCAUGCUAUUUGAUCUACAUGUCUACAGUUCAUAUUAUUUAUGUUUAUGUAUAUUGAACUUUAAGUGACAAUUGUGUACUUGGGAGGAAAUUUACUUCUCAGAGAAAUGACCUGCACAUGGACUUAGUAGUAUAUGGACGGAACUGUAGUAUAGAGUAUGUAAUAAACUCCU